This is a messenger RNA of Penicillium cataractarum, 1689 nucleotides long. Its product is annotated as acyl--CoA ligase. The transcript has 3 exons. Gene Ontology annotation, molecular function: CoA-ligase activity. Bases 1 to 1689 code for a protein of 562 amino acids. Gene Ontology annotation, biological process: secondary metabolic process. The record is from RefSeq and is a predicted model, not a curated record. NCBI's taxonomy places the organism in Eukaryota, Fungi, Ascomycota, Eurotiomycetes, Eurotiales, Aspergillaceae.
AUGCCUGUCUCUUCCAACUACCCAACGGUCGAUAUUCCGAGCGUCGACCUGUGGUCGUUCCUAUUUGAGCGCAAGGAUAGGCCAUUCCCUGAUGAUAAAAUCCUCUACCAGGAUGCCGACACCAAGCGCCACUACACUUACCAGUCCCUAAAGGAUGCCUCUCUUGAGUUUGGAAAGGGUUUGAAGGCCACCUAUGACUGGCGCAAGGGUGAUGUCUUGGCCCUUUUCACUCCCAACAGCAUCGAUACCCCGGUGCUCAUGUGGGGUACCCUCUGGGCCGGCGGCAUUAUCUCUCCGGCCAACCCGGCCUACACGGUCGACGAGCUCGCCUUCCAGCUGAAGAACUCGGGCGCAAAGGCCCUUGCAACCCAGGCUUCGGUGCUGUCCGUGGCCACGGCGGCCGCCAAGAAGGUCGGCAUCCCUGAAGAUCACAUCAUUCUGCUGGGCGAUGAGCGGGACCCAGAUGCUCGGUACAAGCACUUCACCUCCGUUCGAAACAUCUCCCGUGCCACCCGGUAUCGUCGGCAAAAAAUCACCCCCGAAACUGAUCUGGCUUUCCUGGUCUACUCGUCUGGUACUACCGGCGUGCCCAAGGGUGUCAUGCUGUCGCAUAGGAACAUCGUCGCCAAUGUUCUGCAGCAAGUAACUGGCGAGGGCGGGAACUUGAGUUGGAAUGGAGGCCCUGAUGGAAAGGGAGAUCGCGUUCUGGCAUUCUUGCCUUUCUAUCACAUUUACGGAUUGACCUGCUUGCUCACCCAAGCCUUAUAUAAGGGCUAUCACCUUAUUGUCAUGGCCAAGUUCGACAUCGAAAAGUGGUGCGCACACGUACAGAAUUACCGCGUGACAUUCAGUUAUAUCGUGCCCCCGGUAGUGCUUCUAUUAGGCAAGCACCCCGUGGUCGACAAGUACGACCUCUCUAGCCUACGCAUGAUGAACUCUGGUGCGGCACCACUUACCCAAGAACUGGUCGAGAACGUGUACGCUCGCAUCAAGGUUGGAAUCAAGCAGGGCUACGGUCUCAGCGAGACCAGUCCCACCACACACUCGCAGAGGUGGGAGGACUGGCGCGAGUACAUUGGUUCCGUUGGUCGCUUGAUGCCCAAUAUGGAAGCCAAGUACAUGACCAUGCCCGAGGAUGGCUCGGAGCCUCGUGAAGUUGCCACUGGCGAGGUCGGUGAGCUUUCCGUACGUGGACCUAAUGUCUUUUUGGGUUACCACCAGAAUCCCACUGCUACUCGGGAGUGUCUGACGGAGGAUGGCUGGUUCCGUACUGGCGACGUCGGUUACCAAGAUGCUAAGGGUAACUUCUACAUUACGGAUCGUGUCAAGGAGCUCAUCAAGUACAAGGGUUUCCAGGUGCCACCCGCCGAGCUGGAGGGUCUUCUGGUGGAUAAUGAGGCUAUUGAUGACGUUGCUGUAAUUGGCAUUGAGAGUGAGGCUCACGGAUCCGAAGUGCCUCUGGCGUGCGUUGUUCGAAGCGCAAAGAGCAAGUCAUCUGGUGCCACCGAGGUAGAGGAAGCUGCCAACAUUGUGAAAUGGCUUGACAGCAAGGUUGCCCACCACAAGCGUCUGCGUGGUGGUGUCCGGUUUGUGGAUUCAAUCCCCAAGAACCCCAGCGGAAAGAUCCUGCGUCGCAUGCUGAAGCAACAAUUCAAGGAUGUGGGCAAGGGCCCCAAGGCGAAACUGUAG